Messenger RNA from Ricinus communis (castor bean), 658 nucleotides. Its product is annotated as 60S ribosomal protein L35. The record is from RefSeq and is a predicted model, not a curated record. Gene Ontology annotation, molecular function: mRNA binding; structural constituent of ribosome. The transcript has 4 exons. Gene Ontology annotation, biological process: maturation of LSU-rRNA from tricistronic rRNA transcript (SSU-rRNA, 5.8S rRNA, LSU-rRNA); translation. Gene Ontology annotation, cellular component: ribosome; cytosolic large ribosomal subunit. Bases 154 to 525 code for a protein of 123 amino acids. Lineage: Eukaryota; Viridiplantae; Streptophyta; Magnoliopsida; Malpighiales; Euphorbiaceae.
GCACGUGCAUCUUCACUUCGCACGUGUAAGCCGGAUUUAGGGUUUUGCAAAACGCAUAAUAAAACCUUUCAGAAAAUAAUAGUGUUUCCUCCUACUCUGUUUCAGUCUCAUUCUUCUUUAGAGCGAGGAAGAAAACAAAGAAGAGACAGGGCCAUGGCAAGAAUCAAGGUUCACGAGCUAAGAAACAAAUCAAAAACAGAGUUAUUGAGCCAGUUGAAAGAUCUAAAAGCAGAGCUAGCUCUUCUCCGUGUUGCUAAAGUCACUGGUGGUGCACCCAACAAGCUUUCCAAGAUUAAGGUAGUGAGGCUAUCGAUAGCACAGGUAUUGACUGUGAUAUCACAGAAGCAGAAGGCUGCUUUAAGGGAAGCCUACAAGAAUAAGAAGUUGUUGCCUCUUGAUUUGCGUCCCAAGAAGACUAGAGCUAUCCGCAGACGUCUCACUAAGCACCAGGCAUCAUUGAAGACUGAGCGAGAGAAGAAGAGGGAAAUGUACUUUCCAGUGAGGAAGUAUGCCAUUAAGGUGUAAGGUUGGAUUCAUAGCGAAAGAUGGUCUUUUGUAUUACCUCACAAAACGCCAUGACGAAUGAUGUGUUUUUACAUUUUUUGAACUUUAAUUUUUGCCCCAAUUAAUAUUAUGAAUCACCUAGCUUUAUUACUAA